Stegastes partitus (bicolor damselfish) is the source of this 1763-nucleotide messenger RNA. Lineage: Eukaryota; Metazoa; Chordata; Actinopteri; Pomacentridae. The record is from RefSeq and is a predicted model, not a curated record.
AUGGCGAGCUGGUGGACGGCUGCAGACGUCCUGGACAAUCUGGACCUGGAGCAGAACUCCAUCGUGUCUCGAGUCAUUCAGGCAGUUGGGCUGUUUGGAGAUAUUCUGUCAUUAGAGGACACGAUGGAACCGAUGCUGAUGGAGGAGGAAGAGGAGGAGGAGGAGGGGAAAGGUGAAGACGACAGAGCGGGACAAGAGUUCAGAAGUGAGAGUGGAGGAGAGGAAAAAGAAAGUGAUGAGGACGAAGAGGUGGACGAAAAAAGAUCUCACGAGGAAGAUGAAGAAGCAGUAGGAGAGAAUGAGGAGAAAGGAAAGACACAAGAAGGAGAGACAGAAGAAACCGAAGAGAAUCAGGAGAUUGAGUCAGAAAACGAAGAAACUGAUGAGAAAGAUAAAGUGACAGCUGAAGAAGAGGUGGAACAAUCUGAAGAAAAUGAGAAGAAUGAGGAAGAUGAAGAAAGACAGGAACAAGACAGAGAGGCGGAGGAAGAACAGGUGGAAACAACUAAAGAGAAUCAGGAGCUCAAGUCUUCUGAGGCAGGAAGUGAAGAAGUGACAGCUGAAGAAGAGGUGGAAGAAUCUGAAGAAAAUGAGAAGAAUGAGAGAGUAGAGAAAGGAAAAGAUGGAGAAAGCAAGGAACAAGACAGAGAGAUGGAGGAAGAAGAGAUGGAAAAAGAUGAAUUUAGGUCUCAUGAGGAUGAAGAAAUAGGAAAAGAAGAAUGUAAGGAGAAACAAAAUGAGGAAGAGGAGACAGCUGAAUGUAAAGAAAAGGAGGAACUUCAAGCUCAUGAGGAAAAGAAAGAGAAUGACAGAAGAGAAAUAAAAGAAAAAGAAGAAUUUACAUCUCAUGAGGAUGAAAAAGUAGGAAAAGAAGAAUCAGAGACAGAGAUAGAAAGAUCUGAAGAACAUCACGCUGUAGAAGAAACAGAGAGAAAAGAGGAAGCAGCACCAGAACCAGAAAACCAGUCAGACUCCCAGAGACUUUCACCUCCUCAGGACCCUGAAUCUGCCACAACGCUGCAUCACCAAUCAGAGAGCGAAGCAGAAGAAUCUGCCAAAACCCACAGCGAGGACAUUUAUCCCACAUCGCCGAGCAGCGACAAAGAGGCCGAGGACGCCUCUCUGAGCAGCACUUCAGACCAAACCACUGCAGGCUGGACUCAUCUGAAUGUAGCCGAAGCCUCAGAGGACCAGCAGCGGCUUCAGGCUUCGCUUUGUGCCGGAGAAUCAGACUCCACAGACCCUGAGCUGCUCACAGAGCUGCAGGCUUCAGGUUGCAGGUUGAGGGAGAAGAAAGUGUCGCUGCCGAUGGAGGACGAGCUGGAAAAUAAAGACCCUGGUCCGAGCCAGAACUCAUCCAGCACAGAAAACCCUGUGGUGGAGGAGACAGAGAGCAAAGGAAAGAAAGACGAAGGAGGAGGAAGCUCUCCCAAGAUGAACGGAGAUGCAGAUGACAAGAAGAAAGACAGCGGUCAGCCGUCCAAGUACAAAACUGUGUCCUACAGGAGGAUCCGCAGAGGAAACACCAGGCAGAGGAUCGACGAGUUCGAGGCCAUGAUGAACUCAUGAUGGAGCCUGAUGAGUUUCUACAUUACAGCACCGCUGUCAUCUGAGAUUAUAGAGUCUGUGCAUGUAGAAAAUAACAGAAUAUGAUAUGAAUAUGAGUAAUAGGCAGGCCUGCUCAACACAAGACAUUUAACAUGUCAUUAUACACACUAACACAAUGAUACCCAGAAGUGUAUCGUUGGCUGUUUUGUUUUCUA